GCGAGUCGUAAAAGUAGUUUGGGGCUACAGCACAGUUUGUGUUCGCUGUCAUGGAGUCGCAGGAGAAAAAGCGCAGUUUCCCAACAUUGUUUUGCUGCCUGUUAGUGUUGUGUACGCAGCCGCAGCUGGGUUUGACAGGAGACUGUCCUGCAGACGGACGCACCUGGGUGCCUUUUGGAGACAGAUGUUACCACUUUGUCCAUGGAGAAGAAGACAAAAUCAAAAGCUACUCGUUUGAGAGAGCAAAAUCUCUCUGCCAAGGCUUUGAGCUUUUGACCGUCCAGAGUGUUGAGGAGAAUGACUUUGUCAUUAAAUAUAGCCCAGAGGUGUGGAAAGGCAUUGUCAACGUGUGGCUGGGAAUGUACUAUGACACAAACAGUGAUGACAUGAAGUGGUUCGGUGAGGACCCUGUGAAAUUCACUAACUGGGAAGACAGCUAUUCUCCAUCAGACCUUGUGCCCGUAGAUUCAUGUGUGACUCUGCAUAGCAACACAGGAAAGUGGGAAGCUGUCAGCUGCUUGGAUGAUGUGGAGAACGGUGUGGUCUGUGAGGCAGCUCAGGAGGCAGAGGAAGCCAGGAACAAACCGAGUGCGCUGCUGUCGGCCCUGGUCAUUCUCAGUGUUGUAGCCAUCAUGGGAGUCUCUGCAGUUAUUUGGUUCCUGCACCAGAAGCAUAAUCUUGGCUCUACUAUCCUCACAGCGUUUGAGUACCACCCUCCAUUCCGAGUCCUGGACACAGACCGGUCCUGCCUGGUGGAGGCUGAAGAGACGGACAGCGUGCCAUAGGAAACUAUAGUACAUGCUUUCUUCGCUAGGUGAAUUCCGCUCUUAAAACAGUUACUGAAGCGGUUUUGGGUUAGCACAAUGUCUAUGACUCAGACUAAUGUAGUGUGAUUGAGAAAACUGAUGCCAUUACUAACCUCCCACUGUGGCACAUCCUAAAACAUCUCAUCACUUCUGCUUUUUUUUUUUUUGUCAUCUGCACUAACGAAAUCAUAACGGAUCAUGUCAUCUGUGAUUGGAUGUACACUAACAUCAGACUAUUUAUGAGGCACUACACAUUGUUUGGAUAACUUUUGGGAUCUUUAGUUUUCUCUCAUAUUGAAAGUAACUCACUACUGCUUAUAAAGAAGAAGAUAUUAACUGAAGAAAAAAUCUUACUUUGAGCAGGCAGAAAUGUUCUGUUCAGUAUUUUAUUCCCAUAAAAUUGGGGAAUAGAGGGAGAUUAUACAACCAACGGCACAAAUCACUGUAGCUGAGAUUGAUGACUUUUUGCCCCUAGUAUGGUUUAAGCUCCAAAACUGGUGGAUUGGUUGAAUUUCUUUUUUGUUAACACCCUCCCCGCCUGUUAAAUGCUCAUGUCUCUCUCUGCUUCUCAUCUUGUGUAAACAGACAUGCGUAAAAUAGUAGUGGAGUGUCCCCCUUAAUAGUAUUCACAGAAACAGGAAUUCUCAAUCACACACUAUCAAAAUACCACGUUAGCUUAAUCAGCAAAUGUUGUGUGAGCAGUCGCUUAAUUACUUCAUGUAUGUGAAUGUUGCCAUUGAGGUGAUGUCACAUAGUCCAUUAAGCAGAUUCUUUUCCAUGUUAAAAAAAAAAAAUCCAAUUGACAUGGGAACCGUCCUAAAACAGGCAGACACCAUGACCAGUUUCCCUGCACUCCUGGUCUGACACUUUGUCCUGUUUUUUUUUUUUUAAACAACUUUUUGGCUGUUAAAACACCCUCUCGUCAUUUCAAGGUUUUUUUUUUUUUUUUUUUUCGGUUUUUGCCACAAUGACAACCAACCUACAAAUGCAGUUCAUCUGUCAUCUUUGUUCUGUUUAACUGAUCAAAAGAUAUAUGUAUUUUCUUAAAUCGUUUCUUAUGCAAUACAAUCUUGGCAUUAUAAUUGCAAAAUUUUUAAGGUGUCUCUUGUGAUUGUGAUGGAAAUAAACCAUCCGUUGGCAUUAAAGACAAUCAAGAUUUGGUCUGAGAUCUGAUCUCAUGGGUAUAAUGCAGAAGUUAAUAGAGACUUUAUUACAUUCUGUAAAAUAGCCCUCUUAAUAUAUAAUACAAUGUUUUGCAUUUUCAAUUGUAUAAGUGCUUUUGUGCAAUAUCUGACAAUAAUUUGGCAGAAUCUGAGCCCUUGUGUGUUUUCAUAAUAAAGAAUGUUUACCAUUGGAA
Scomber scombrus (Atlantic mackerel) is the source of this 2163-nucleotide messenger RNA. It is a transcript of the gene cd302, whose product is annotated as CD302 molecule. Lineage: Eukaryota; Metazoa; Chordata; Actinopteri; Scombriformes; Scombridae. Bases 51 to 785 code for a protein of 244 amino acids. Gene Ontology annotation, molecular function: signaling receptor activity. The transcript is spliced from 6 exons. The record is from RefSeq and is a predicted model, not a curated record.